Messenger RNA from Exophiala mesophila, 882 nucleotides. RefSeq lists its product as uncharacterized. Gene Ontology annotation, molecular function: protein deglycase activity. Bases 1 to 882 code for a protein of 293 amino acids. NCBI's taxonomy places the organism in Eukaryota, Fungi, Ascomycota, Eurotiomycetes, Chaetothyriales, Herpotrichiellaceae. The record is from RefSeq and is a predicted model, not a curated record. The transcript has a single exon.
AUGUCUAAAGAUUCUGACCGUACUCCAGUGGCCGACCAGGCUGAGUCGGACGCCUGGUUCCCAUCACCAUACUCGCUGACGCAAUAUGUCCCUCCAAAGACCGAUUUCGAUGGGGCAGAUUAUCCCAACGCUUAUACUGGUGGGAAGUGGAAGAUUCUCCUAAUAGCCACACAAGAGCGAUACUUGCAGAUGGCGGGCGGCGAGUUCUUCUCGACGGGAAAUCACCCGGUGGAGAUGCUUCUACCAGUGCUCCAUCUUGACGCCGCCGGUUUCGACAUCGACAUUGCCACUGUGUCGGGAAAUCCUGUCAAAUUUGAAAUGUGGGCAUUUCCCAAGGAAGACGAGGCAGUAAAGUCGAUUUUUGAAAAAUACAAGAAGAAGCUUCGCAAUCCCUUAGCUCUAGAGGAUGUCUGGAAGGAUGGUUUCACCAAAGAUACACCUUACAUCGGCGUCUUUAUCCCCGGUGGACACGGCGUAUUGAACGACGUUCCAUUCUCCCCCAUCGUGGGUAAGAUCCUGCGCUGGGCCGACGCUAACCAGCGAUACUUCAUCACGCUUUGCCACGGUCCAGCUAGUAUGCUGGCCGCCAACAUCGGAAAACCCGAAGGUAGCAAGUUCAUCUACGAUGGAUACAAGAUAGAUGUGUUCCCGGACUCGCUAGACAAGGGUGCCAACAUCGAUAUUGGCUACAUUCCAGGCAAGAUGUCUUGGUUGGUGGGUGAGGAACUUCGCAAGCUGGGCGUUAUCCCUAUCAAUGAGAAAAUCACCGGUGAAACCCAUCAAGAUCGGUAUGUUCUUACAGGUGACUCGCCCCUGGCGUCAAACAACCUAGGGAAACUCGCUGCAAACGUGCUCCUCGAGGACGUAGCCAAGCGAGGCUGA